GUUCAAAGCUCGCUCCUCUCCACGAGCAUGUCCUCAGAGGUGGAACGGCCGUGGAGCGGUGAAGCGAACCGGAACGCGCCACCAGCGUGACCGCACGAGCAAAGUGUAAUGGCACAGGAGGCUUUUCCAGUGGUGUGGUUCCCCAGCAGUCACAGGCAGCAAAUCUCCAUCCGUCAUGGAAAGGUCCUCCCUGCCCUGUCGCUUUGAAGUGAAGGCAAGGAUCUGCAGACAUGGCAAUGGUGCAUGAGACUGGAGCCAGACGCCUAUCUCUCCUCAGUCCAGAGAGCCUCGCUGGUGCUACAGUAAACACACACUCCCAAAAUAUGUCAAAGCUCUGCAACCACAACGCUUGAGGACGACUCCACUGUUUCUGCUCCAUCUGUGUAGGAGGUGGCAUCCAAAGACCAAAUGCCAUGGAUGUGCUCAACUUCACCUACUGGAACACCUCUGAGGGCAAUGACACUGAGGUUGGGGAGGAGAAUGCGAGCCCAUACAAGACCGUGGAGGUGGUGUUCAUUGUGCUGGUGGCCGGCUCUCUCAGCUUGGUUACAAUUAUUGGAAAUAUCCUGGUCAUGCUCUCCAUCAAAGUGAACAGGAACCUACAGACUGUCAACAACUAUUUUUUAUUCAGUCUUGCAUGUGCGGACCUCAUCAUUGGACUGUGCUCCAUGAACUUGUAUACAGUCUAUAUAGUGAUAGGAUACUGGCCGCUCGGACCGGUAGUGUGUGAUCUCUGGCUAGCCUUGGACUAUGUGGUCAGCAAUGCGUCUGUUAUGAAUCUCCUCAUUAUAAGUUUUGAUAGAUACUUCUGUGUCACAAAGCCCCUGAGCUACCCCGUUAAAAGGACCACUAAGAUGGCUGGAAUGAUGAUCGCAGCAGCCUGGGUUCUCUCCUUCAUCCUGUGGGCUCCAGCCAUUCUCUUCUGGCAGUUUAUUGUCGGUGGACGAACAGUUCCCGAGAAGGAGUGCUACAUCCAGUUCUUCUCCAAUGCUGCUGUCACGUUUGGUACGGCCAUCGCGGCCUUUUACCUGCCUGUCAUUAUCAUGAUUCAGCUUUACUGGCAGAUUUCCAGAGCCAGCAAAAGCCGCGUAAAAAAGGAUAACCGCAAAACAGCAGGAGCAACCCCUGAGCCCUUGUCACCAGGUCAAAGUAGAAACAAUACCCCCAAACCCACAAAUAACAACGUCCCCGGGGAGGACACAGGCCACUGUCAGAGUCAGACCACAGAUGAUGGGGGCCACCAACAGGAUGGGAAACUGCAGAACGGCAAAGGGCCCUCCAGCACAGCUGACUGUGAGCAGGCAGAGGGAGAAGACUCUCCUCGGGAGAACUGUGCUCCAGGAGAGGAGAAAGAGAGCUCCAAUGACUCCACCUCUGGCAGUGCAGCCGUGUCCAACCAAAAAGAUGAAGAGGUGACACCCUGUGCACCCAACUCCUCUGCUGAAACCACCCAGGCCGUCCCACGUCAGCACGCCAAGGCUGGGGGAUCCAAGCUGACGUGCAUCAAGAUCAAAACUAAAUCACCUAAGGGUGACUUCUACACUCCAACAUCCAAUGCCACUGUAGAGAUUGUCCCAGCUGCAGAGCGCCAGAACCAUGUGGCCCGAAAGAUUGUAAAGAUGACGAAGCAGCCACCGAACAAGAAGAAAAAAGCAGCACCAUCACGGGAGAAGAAAGUCACCCGUACCAUCAUGGCCAUCUUGGUGGCAUUUGUGGCCACCUGGACACCUUACAACGUCAUGGUGCUCAUCAACACCUUCUGCUCCAGCUGCAUCCCCAGCACUGUGUGGACCAUCGGAUACUGGCUCUGCUACAUCAACAGCACCAUCAACCCGGCCUGCUACGCCCUCUGCAAUGUCACCUUCAAAAAGACUUUCAAGCAUCUUCUGCUUUGCCAGUACAAAAACAUUCGGUCGGCCAGAUAGAUGCAGGACAGUGAGCGGAUGGUUAAACUAUGGGCCUCUGUGUGUCAUCCAUGUGUGAGUGAGUAGUGUGAGAAAGAGUGCAAAUUCAUUAUUGUUACAUCAUCUUUAGUUUAAUAUUUCUCUGUUUCUCUCUCAAUAACUGGUUGUAGCACUUUACAUAUAUUUAAUGAUCAUGAUAAUGAAGAGUGUGGUGUUAUUUAAAGGUGUAGGCUCUAACAUGUGAGUUAGGACAAAAAGAAAAGUGUGGGGGAGACGUGGGGGGAAGAAAGUGUAUGGAUUAAGAAAAACACACACAAUCUUCAACAUGGGAAAAUAGGGCUGACUGAAUUUUACAAACCUCCUGCGUUUGAAGUUCAGUAAAGAUACUUGUAUAUAUUUGUACAUAUCAUGUUUGUGUCAAAUCUAUGGGUGCAUCCUUACCGAUCUGGGCCUACCUUCUUUUCUGUUAGUUUCAUUGAACAUCCAACCAGCAACAUGUAGACUAUUUUCACUCAGAGGACAGCAGCACUCCAGUACUAGCUGCCAGCAGUACACUAAUUCAGUAUGUUGAAACUGCAUUACUCCACUGAAGAUAACACAGCAUAGUAGUUCACAACAGUUAUACACUUGUAUCUUCAUCCUAAACUUCUAUAUACAAGUACAUACUGAUAACAAGUGAAUUGGAAGCAUCCUCAAAGUUUGGUCUUGUAAAAAGUCAUGUAGAAAAUACAGAUGAAACAAAAAAAAAAAGUUACAGCAGAGUUAAAUACAGGAAUCUAAUCAACAAAUUCAUUAUAUAACAAUGAACUUGAUGGGUUGUGGCUUUCAAUAGACUUCAUGAUAAUGUUGUAAAAGACAUGAUCUGUACCUUGACAUUUACUACACUUCUCAUCAGUCAUUGUGUCAUAGGGCUGGGAGCUCAGAGCUAAGAUUGUGAUGAUGUUUUGUGGUUAGCCCCACCCCUCUCUAGUGUUAUGUAGUUAUCUAUACUGUAGGUUGCUGUGGACCUAGCUCUUGUGGUUGGUGUGUGGUGAGUGUUGCAUUUGAGUGACUGGGUUUGUCUGUGCACUCCUGGAAUGGAGUUAACUUCAGAUCACAGGUUAUGGCCUUGUGAUUUAAAUAAGGGCUAUUUAUACACUGUUACACGUUGUCUCUUUAAAGCUGAAUUAGCUUUUUUCUUAAACGUUAGUCACUUUCCUGCAUAAUUUUGUGCCAAAAAUCUCAUCACCGCAUUCUGUGUUCAUCAAGUAUGUUAUAGAUAAUAGAAUCGUAAGAGCGAGCCACAUGAGUCUUUAUAUGGGAUGAGAGCUGAUUGGCUGUCCUUUAGUAGUCCACUCUGCUUCACUUCUCCAUCUGAAAAAGUUGUGCUAGCGGCC
Periophthalmus magnuspinnatus is the source of this 3280-nucleotide messenger RNA. RefSeq names its product cholinergic receptor, muscarinic 2a (gene chrm2a). The record is from RefSeq and is a predicted model, not a curated record. Gene Ontology annotation, cellular component: plasma membrane. Gene Ontology annotation, molecular function: G protein-coupled acetylcholine receptor activity. The transcript is spliced from 4 exons. The coding region runs from base 414 to 1925 and encodes 503 amino acids. Gene Ontology annotation, biological process: regulation of heart contraction; adenylate cyclase-activating adrenergic receptor signaling pathway. NCBI's taxonomy places the organism in Eukaryota, Metazoa, Chordata, Actinopteri, Gobiiformes, Gobiidae.